Molecule: messenger RNA, 3355 nt
Organism: Naegleria gruberi
Lineage: Eukaryota; Heterolobosea; Eutetramitea; Acrasida; Naegleriidae
Exons: 2
Coding region: 1-3330 (1109 amino acids)
Source: RefSeq, a predicted model, not a curated record
AUGGCUACACACGACUGUUGGCGACCACUUCUUGAUAACCUCAGGGAAACUAUUGAAGUUUCCAAGGCUGAUAAGCCAAACAGAGAAAAGAAACAAAAUUUAAUCAAUGCUCUUGAUAGAGUUUUUGAUGAAAUUAAAUCGGGAGAAUAUAACCACAGUGGUUCAUCACUUUUGCAAAACGCCCAAGAAGUUUUUAAUUUAUUCAAGGAUUUAUUGUCUCAUUUUGAUGAUUGGUCCUUCAAACAAUCAAUUGCUUUUGCUCUUGUACAUUUCUACUUUAUUUUCGAAAAACAAGAAUUGAUUAAAUUGUUAAUUAAUGAAAACGAGGAUUUGUUGAAUUUAAUUUUGGAAAACAUUACUGAUUCAAAGAGAGAAGUCAGAGAUGCUACAUCACAAUCAUUAGGAGGUUUAUCUAAAGUUAUUGGUGCUGACUUUUUAAAGCAAGACUUUAUUUUGGAUAUUUUGAAUAAUCCAAAGAAGAAACAACCUGAGGAACCAUACAAAUCCGUUGAAGGUAUGAUGAAUACUUUAGGAUAUAUUUUGAGAAAUUGCUCUAUCAUUACACACGAACAAUUUACUUUCAUGACUGAUAUUUUGUUCAAUCAUGCUACUGAUUCUCAAUUCGGUUCUUAUUCUUCCUAUGUUAGAAGAUAUGCUGUUAGAAGUUUGACUAAAUCAUUAGAAUCACCAAUUAUUUUAGGAUCAACACAAUUGUUGAAUAGAUAUACGGAAUCUAUUUUCACUACUUUCAAAGAUCAAGAUAUUGAUGUAAGAAGAGCUAAUGGUCAAUUAUUUAUCAAAUUCUUAAUGACUUUGAUUCAAGUUGGAGGUGUUGUUGACUCUAUUUCUGUUGAAUCAGUCAUCAGUGACUUGAUUCAAACCUUGAAUCAAGAUAAUAUUCAAUGGCAACAAAGACACGGUGUUUGUCUUGCUUUUGAAGCCAUGUCAUUGAACACCCAAAUCUUUAACAAUGACUCUACUGCCACCAAUCACACCAUCAAUAUUGUUGAAAUUGUUAAACAAUUGUACCCAGUUUUGGAACAACAAAUGAAGAAGAAGGAACAAGAUAAGGCUGGAAGUAAUGGUAACGCUAUUGCAGCCAAAAGUAUUUGCAAUUUCUUCAUGUUACAAUCUAUCAAGUACAAUAUUGUGGAUCAAUUACAAUAUGUCCAAGACAUGAUCAUUCACAUGUUAAAGAGUGACGAUCCAUUGUUGUUGGAUGCUGGUAACUAUAGCGUUAUUCAAUUAAUUACCAAGUUCUAUAAUUCUACCACUACUGCCAACAAUACUCAAUUGAACAACUUGUUGUCCUUGGUCUACAAGAAUACCUUCCACGCUUCUUAUCCAAUCAAGUCUGGUGCUAUGCUUUCAUUGAGUAGAGCAGUUGAAUGUAUGAAAUUGGCUGAUACUCAAGAUUUGAUUACUGUUUUAACUGCCAAUAUUGUUAACGUGCUUGUGGAAGAAUCUAAGCAUACCAACAAUUAUGAAGUUAAGGAAUCAGUUUUCAAGGCAAUGGAAGAUUUAUUCACAAAGACCAAGUCUUUGGAACCAAUCACUAAUUUGGAACUCAUGAAUAUCAUCUUUGACGUAUUGAUUAAGAACUGUACCGACAAGUCAUGUGGCUCAAAUUCUGAUUAUCCAAGAAGUGCUUGUAUUAAUGCUUUAUCAAGCUACUUGGUUUAUAUCAACAAGUACAGCCAAGAAAUUGAUAAGUUCAUUAUCAAGAACCAAUUGAAGCUCAUCAUCAAAUUGUUGAACACCAUUAUUGGUGAAGAAGAAAUGAUCAUUGUCAUUUCUAGUAUCAAGCUUGCAAGAGUAAUUGAUUUAUGGUACAAUAACGAAAAUUAUAAUGUAGAUAUGACCAGCUUGUAUGGAAGUGUUUUGUGCUUGUCUUAUGAUCAAGAUGAUGAAAUCAAGUACAAUGCCUUGCCAUUGAGAACUAGUAUGAUUGGAUCUGUUAAUACUGAAAAGAUUGUUAACAUUUGUAAAUCUCUCUCUGCUGAAAUUUUGAACGACGAUGUUGAUGAAGAUAAGAGAAUUGCUUCAAGUAUGGUCUUGAAGUUCUUGGCUUCUCACCCAGCUCAUUUAACAUCUUUAAGUGGUGAUGUUUUGAAGAAGUUGUUCACAAUUGUUGCUAAGGGUUUAUUACUCGAAGAUAACAGAGAAAGUAAGGUUAUCCAAGCCAACUGCUUGUUGUUAUUGAGAGAAUUGUCAAAGAAUAUGCAAUUCAAGACUUUCAAACAUACCAAUCAUAUUAUGUUAUUGUUGAUUAACUUGCUGGCAAACAAGAAGUCAUUUGAUUAUGAAGUUGAUUUUGAUGAAGAAGAUGAAAGCGAAGAAGAUAGUGAAGAUGAAAAGGAAGAUUUGGAAUUGAAAUACCCAGGCAAGCUUUCUUCAUCCAAGAUUAAUGCCCAACGUUGCAAGGUUAUUGUUGACAUUAUUUUGAAUGUUGAACCAGAGCUGAUUGAUUACUUUAAUGCAAUCAAAACCAUUUUGGGAUUGUACAAACAAACUGAAGCCAAUGUUAAGCAUGUAUCAUAUUUGGCAUCAUUGUUUGGCUCUCAACACAAUUUCUAUGAAUUGAACCCAACUGUACCAAAAUUGCAAGUAGAUGACUUGAUGGAAUCACUUGAAGAUAUGGAAGUUCCAGUAGAAAAUGAUAGUGAAGAUGCCAAGUUAUUUAUUUUGGAUAAUGUCAUGUCCAUUGGAGGUGGAGUUAACAAUAAUGGAGCUGACAUUUGCGAUAACAUCACCAGCCCAUACUAUAAUGAAAACCUUAUUAUUAAUACCAUUAAUAAUGGUGAUGUUGAAGAAGAUGCCCUUAUUGACUCAUUGAAUAACAGCAUUCAAGAUGAAGAAGACGAAAACAUUACCAAGUACGCAUUUGUUUUGUCUCAAUUGUUGAGCAAGAAUAAGGCAUUGAAUGGUGAAUAUGAAGACUUGAUUAAUACCAUUAUUGAAAAGGUUACCGAAUGUUCAAUGGACGAAUCUGUAUUGGUCUGGUUGUUGAGACUCUUGGAAACUAUUGCAGCAUUUGAUAAGGAAUUCAAUGAUGAUAAGGUUUAUAAAUUCGCCACCAAGAUUGACAAGUACAAUUCAAAGGUAUUUAUUGCUGCAUGCUCUUGCAUUUUACAAGUUGCUGUCAAUAAUGGUAAAUUGAAUGAAAUUGUCCAAACAGUUAGUGACCUCCUUGUUGAUGAAGAUAUUGAUGAAGGAAAGGAUUUAAUUCAAUACGUUUUACAUAGAAACAAUAUCAAAUUACCUCUUCCAACACCAAAAGUAGACAAUGUCAAGUCCAAUGAGACAUUUGCUGCCACACAAAGUAAAUAAAGUUUACAACAAAUCUACUGUAAAA